AUGGUGAAGGCUACGGCCAUCAGUCAAUGCAAUGCGCGCUUUGCCAGUGAGCACCAUGAAGGACUCGUGUGCGUCUUUGCCGGUGCCACGAGCGGCAUCGGCGCUGGCACGCUCGAGAGGAUGGUAACGAUGCUAGCUAAAUCCACCUUUUAUGUCGUGGGGAGGUCCGCGGCGCGUUUUGUAAGCCAACGUGCGAAGUUGGAAAGCCUUAACCCAAGCUGCAAAGUUGUGUUUCUUGAAGCCGAGUUCUCGCUUCUAUCCGAUGUCGAUGCCGUGUGUACGAAGAUUAUCGCCGCUGAGCGAAAGGUGGACUUCUUAUACAUGAGUCCUGGCCUGGUGCCUCUGAACGGACCUGAAUACACGAAAGAGGGCCUCGAAAUGUGCUUCGCCAUUUCGUACUACUCCAGGAUGCGGCUCACUUGGAAUCUUCUGCCACUCCUUCGUCAGUCCCCACGGCCGCGAGUCUUAACUGUGCUCAACGGCGGUAGGGAGCAGCCUAUGCGUGACGAAGACCUCGGUCUUGAGAUCCCGCACCACUGGGCUACCCUCGCAGCCAUAAACCACACCACCACUAUGACGAGCCUAGCCUUUGAGCACUUGGCCGAGAAUGACAAGCGGAUCACCUUCGUGCACGCCUUUCCUGGUUGGGUGAAAACGGACAUUUUCUCCCGGAUGACUGCGCCAGAGUCAUCUGGAGUGACCUGGAAGGUGGUACUGGCAUUGAUCCAAGGCCUUGUUGCAAUAGUGAACCUAUUUAUCGGCAUAUCAGCGGCUGAUUGCGGUGAGAGACAGGCUUUUCACCUGACCAGUGAUAUAUACAGUUCAGGCGCUUGGCGUGUUGAUCAGUUGAGCGAGCAAGUCAUCACACCCGGCGUGCUAGAGCAAUAUAGAGAACGCGGUUGGCGUGAGAAAGUUUGGGAGCACACAAUGCGCGUCUUCGAGAAGGCCUUGGCCACGGAUACGAGGAGUAACAAUAAGCCAACCUAA
Venustampulla echinocandica is the source of this 987-nucleotide messenger RNA. RefSeq lists its product as uncharacterized. Gene Ontology annotation, biological process: secondary metabolic process. The transcript is spliced from 2 exons. The coding region runs from base 1 to 987 and encodes 328 amino acids. The record is from RefSeq and is a predicted model, not a curated record. Lineage: Eukaryota; Fungi; Ascomycota; Leotiomycetes; Helotiales; Pleuroascaceae.